AUGUGCAAAUACAUCCAGUAUGUUUUCUCGGGCUGCUGGGGAGAUACGCGCACUUGCACCGGCAACAUCGAGCCUGUGAACAUCGAGCCAUGCGAACAAGCUGCCGCGCAAGAAGCUCCUCCCUGGCAAUUGGGCUAUGAUCGCCUCGGCCUACAUGGAGACUUUUGCAUCCCGGAUAUCGAGUACCGCUACAUCCGAGGGAGAUGCUCCGAACACGAGAGCCCGCUCUCCGACGAGGAUGGAGUACUUCAGAGAUAUGAUCCGCGAUCACCGGUGAACAAUGUGUUUGAGUCUGCUAAUUCGCCACAGGAUGACUACACGUGGCACGUCGAAGAGGCUCCUUGGACAAACGUCCUGUAUCGUGAGACUGACUGGAAUCCCGUCCCACGGCCCGUUUCGCUUGAUCCUCCUCAGUUCAGUCCUGGCGAUCGGACCGAGUAUACUCAUCCUCCCGUCGGGGUUCAGAAUGCCGCGUAUGAUCCCGCAUAUUGGCGAUCAGCCGAUGGCCGUCCCGUACGCCGUCUUCAAACCCCAGCCGACCCCCCUGCCACUCAUCACCCUCGUCCACCCAUGCCCACCAUCCCCGAUGACUUUGCCGAACAGCUCGACGCCCUGGUCGCCGGGUAUCGAGACAGACAAUCCACCCCGGAGUCUUCGUCGGGCAGUUCGUCACACAAUGGAGAAUCAAGCAGUGAUCAUGGCCCGUUACAAGGUGCACAUCCGGAAUGGCAGCCACCACCAAUCUCGCCACCAGGAUGGGAGCCCGAGUCGCCCACACCCAUAGCCAACAGUGCCCGGCAGUCAAGCAAGCGACCCAGAAGUGAAUCUGAGGAUCAGUCGCCCUCUCCUUCUCCUUCUUCCAUAUCCAGAUCCAGCCCAGAUACUCCCAACAAACGACCGAAGGUCAUGCUGAGAUUCCCCAACUUUGCAAAGGCAGCCCAAGCCCAAGCCCGUCCAACUAGCCGUGGAAGUGAUGGAAUCGUCCCUACCACCCCACAACAGCCAGGACCAGGACCAGGACCGCUGAAGCAUCGACUCAAGAUGCCAUCGAAGCCCACGAAGCCAAAGUUGACUCUACAGAUCCCCCAAGGUCCGAGACAAGUCAUCAUGCUGAGAUUCCGCCUGCCAGCAAAAUCUACAAUUUCUGUUCACGGUAAGUCUGGAAGUGGCAACGGCGCAGGAUCUGGUCCCCGUACUCGAGCCAGCAACCGCUCAUCCCAGUCCGCUGCGAUCAGACCUGCACAAGCAAUGCAAGGCCCCAUGACGCGUAGCCGCUUGAGACAGCUACAGCUACAGCUCCAAGUCAGCAACCGCUCAAGCCAUGCAUCCCAGCCUACUACGAUCAGACCGGCACAAGCAAUGCAAGGCCCUAUGACGCGUAGCCGCUUGAGACAGCUACAAGUCCAUGCCAGCCAGCCUGGGAACCAAGCAAAGAUGGACCAGCUGGAGGCUUUCUUGCGCCAUGCAAACGGUGUCUCGCGCUGA
Molecule: messenger RNA, 1485 nt
Organism: Capronia coronata CBS 617.96
Lineage: Eukaryota; Fungi; Ascomycota; Eurotiomycetes; Chaetothyriales; Herpotrichiellaceae
Exons: 1
Coding region: 1-1485 (494 amino acids)
Source: RefSeq, a predicted model, not a curated record